Molecule: messenger RNA, 856 nt
Organism: Fomitopsis serialis
Lineage: Eukaryota; Fungi; Basidiomycota; Agaricomycetes; Polyporales; Fomitopsidaceae
Exons: 5
Coding region: 195-752 (185 amino acids)
Source: RefSeq, a predicted model, not a curated record
GACAGCGCCACCACUUACUAGCAGGUAAAUGAGAGGUACCUCAGGCCGGCAGUCAAUGAAGCACUGCUCAAGAGACUCGAUGAUCUCAAGAUCAACCCAUCGCUCUGCAUUCGCCGUCCGUCCAUCGUUGAAAACUAAUCGACUCGGACUCAGGGAUCGCUCAUUCAAUUGACACAUGGACACUUUUACAGGAUAUGAACUGGCAUAUGAACUGUCGGCUAUUGCUGUCGGCGCGUCUAGCGUGCACCGUGUUGGCCAUCCAGCCGUGCCAGAUAGUGACAUCGUCGUAUAUGUUGCCCUCCGUCUUCAGACGUGCGAUAAUCCGCGCCGGGAAAACGCCGCCUCAAGCCUCGCGCUUGCCUCGAGUUAGCGACAUGUGCAAUUCCGAGUCGCGACGGGGGAAUGCCGGAUCCCGACAGCGCCCCUUUCCCACUGGCGCAUACCUCUACCGGGAUGCUGGGCAGGCGUUCCGUAUCAAGCCGCCCGCGUCGACAUAUUCACCUCUUCGUCCUGGAUCAAUGUCACAAGGGAUGGGAUACGCCCUCGAUCAUCGUCUGAGCGUUGCCAAAGUCAGCCAGAAGGUCACACAUAUGAAUUCAUCGUGUACAUGGUGCGGCGCCGCUGGAACCUGUCUGUAUCCUUCACGGACUUUCAUAUCUGCCUCAUGUUGGCCCUACCGGCGAAUGCGCGCUUGGACACCGUCGCCCCCGAGUCGCCUACUGUCCCUCCUAGCUGGAUACGGAAUCCAUUGACCUCCACCCGCAGAGGAACAAUGGCGAGCCCUUUCUUCUGUCGUCGACGCCACUCACAGUCUGCAAGCAGUAUAUUAAGCGAUGGGGACUUGCAUGUCCGGCAG